AGAAAAUAAUUUCUGAUUUUUGGCGUAUGAUUUGGCAACAGAAGAUUGAGAAAAUAGUCAUGCUUACAAAUCUCUUUGAAUUUGGAACGCUGAAGUGUCUUCAGUAUUGGCCAGAAGAUAUAAAGGGUGUGUGCAAACACGGUGGUGUUCUUAUCAAGUAUGUCGGCAUCAAGGAAACAUUCGACUACAAUAUCAGAUCACUUGAAAUCACAAAGGAUGGCGAUACCAGGGGCCUCAAGCAGUUCCAUUUCAAGUCCUGGCCUGAUAACGACGUUCCAGAUACAACGUGGAGUCUAGUGGAUUUUUGGAGAGCUGUUGCUAAGUGCAACGAUACCAGCACAUCCCCCAUUCUUGUUCAUUGCAGUUCGGGUGUUGGCCGCAGCGGAACUUUUAUCGCUCUGGACAACUUGAUUGCACAAGCAAAGAUUGAAAACUGCGUCAGACCUCUCUACGUGGUUGAUGCUUUACGGCAACAAAGAGUGAACAUGGUCCAAACAAAGGAACAGUACAAAUACCUGCAUGAAGCUUUGGCAGAAGCCCUACUGAUUGGUACGCAUCACUGGGUUACCAGGCAGUUUGAAAGUGUCUACAACUUUAUGAUUGGAAAAGACAUUGAGUCGUCGAAGACACGAAUCGAGCAGCAGUUCGAAUUGAUAACCAAAAGUGCAGAUUACGCUAGGGGACAGAACGCAGCAAUUGCAACUGGACUAGUAUAUGACCAUAUUGUGACUCAAAACGAAGCCAUGAUUAUGAAGGCGACGGAAUCUAAGCCGCAGUGUAUUGUCUUAUCAGCACUUGGAGAGAGCAGAGCGUUUAUAGCAUUGACUUCCUUACGUGAUAACACUGCAGAAAAUACCUGGUCUCUUGUUGGGAAGAAGGGAUGUAAAACAAUGAUCGAGUUUUCAAAUCGUUCGGACGGAUCGCUUAAGGUAACAUACACACUACCCAUAUCUUAA
Messenger RNA from Dreissena polymorpha, 956 nucleotides. RefSeq names its product receptor-type tyrosine-protein phosphatase T-like. The transcript has 8 exons. Bases 27 to 956 code for a protein of 309 amino acids. Gene Ontology annotation, molecular function: protein tyrosine phosphatase activity. Lineage: Eukaryota; Metazoa; Mollusca; Bivalvia; Myida; Dreissenidae. The record is from RefSeq and is a predicted model, not a curated record. Gene Ontology annotation, biological process: protein dephosphorylation.